UGUGGUGAGUAGUUGACUAAAAGAGAGAGAAAGGCAGUAGUUGAAUAGUUUUCACAGAAUUUGUUUCUUCAAAAACAAAGGAGAAUCAAGAGAGAGAGAGAGAGAGAGAGAGAUUUCUCAAUCUUUUCACUUCCAGUUUCACUUACUUAACCAGCAAAUGCAGCUAGCUAGUUUAGUUACUCAAACACCAGGCUUGAACAGAGGGAUGCUAUGUUAGCUAGCUGGCUAUGACUAUUCAACACAACAAUGGGACUCUUCUGAGUCAAGGUACACUAAGAUGAAGACAGCCACCAACAUCUACAUAUUUAACCUGGCUCUGGCUGACUCCCUGGUCCUCGCUACCUUACCCUUCCAGGGAACCGACCUGUUCCUGGGCUUCUGGCCGUUCGGCAACGCCCUCUGCAAGGCCGUGGUCUCCAUCGACUACUACAACAUGUUCACCAGCACCUUUACUCUGACCGUGAUGAGCAUGGAUCGCUACGUGGCUGUGUGCCAUCCGGUCAAGGCCCUGGACAUGAGGACGCCCCACAAGGCCAAGGUGGUCAACAUCUGUGUGUGGGUCCUGGCGUCGGCGAUAGGGGUACCGGCCAUGGUGUUGGGAGAUGUGGAGGUUGAACAUAACAGUGUAGAGUGUAUCGUAGUCCUCCCAGACCCUCGUAGCUACUGGGACCCGGUGUUCGGCACCUGCGUUUUCCUCUUUUCCUUCCUCAUCCCAGUGGCCAUCAUCAGUGUCUGCUACAGCCUGAUGGUGAAGCGCCUUCGCAGCGUCCGCAUCCUGUCCGGCUCCAAGGAGAAGGACCGCAACCUGCACCGCAUCACUCGCAUGGUCCUGGUCGUAGUGGCAGCCUUCGUGGUCUGUUGGACCCCAGUCCAGAUCAUGGCUCUGGCCCAGUCAUUGGGCUUCAACCUGAGUAGCCUCCUCACCAUGGCCCUGAUGCACUUCUGUAUCGCGCUGGGCUACGUCAACAGCAGUCUUAACCCAGUCCUCUACGCCUUCCUGGACGAGAACUUCAAGAGGUGCUUCAGGGAGUUCUGCCACCCGGGUCCGUUCCGCCUGGACAGCCGGCAGCAGUCGGGUCGGAUGAGGAGCAUCGCCCGCGAGGUGGCUUACAAUUGCAAGACGGCGGAUGGGAAUACAAAUCCCGCAUGACUAGGCGUGGAGCUGCCCUUGGUCUGCCAGGAACCCCAGAACAACCACCACCAAAGGACAGGGAACUCCAACAUGGAGCUCACCCAGAUCACUACCCUCUAGCAGGGUGACGGCCCCCUGGGCUGGGGCCAAACGGGGAAAAGCCAAGGAAGAGGACCGGAGGUGGGCACUGUCCGAUUGGCCUGGUUGGGGCCAGAUCUGGGUCGGAGCCAUUUGGAGGCCUAACAGCAGGGUUAGGCAGUCUAACGGACCUUCUACUAGGGACUAAGGGGCUUCUCUGUGUCUUUAGGGAACAUGGAUGUUAUUAACAUGUAUGUCAUGUUGUCUUUAUUUAAUUGGUUUAAUCAUUUUCAGGACGAUUAAGUUCAGAGUUUAGGUCUAUGUGCUUCAUGGACAAUUUACGCGAAUGUCAACAGUUUUUGCUCACACUUAUCUCAACUCUGAGUCUGUUGAUUGGUUGAUUAAUUAUGACCCCACUUAUCUCAAACUCUGAGUCUGUUGAUUGGUUGAUUAAUUAUGACCCCACUUAUCUCAAACUCUGAGUCUGUUGAUUGGUUGAUUAAUUAUGACCCCACUUAUCUCAAACUCUGAGUCUGUUGAUUGGUUGAUUAAUUAUGACCCCACUUAUCUCAAACUCUGAGUCUGUUGAUUGGUUGAUUAAUUAUGACCCCACUUAUCUCAAACUCUGAGUCUGUUGAUUGGUUGAUUAAUUAUGACCCCACUUAUCUCAAACUCUGAGUCUGUUGAUUGGUUGAUUAAUUAUGACCCCACUUAUCUCAAACUCUGAGUCUGUUGAUUGGUUGAUUAAUUAUGACCCCACUUAUCUCAAACUCUGAGUCUGUUGAUUGGUUGAUUAAUUAUGACCCCACUUAUCUCAAACUCUGAGUCUGUUGA
Molecule: messenger RNA, 2044 nt
Organism: Oncorhynchus keta (chum salmon)
Lineage: Eukaryota; Metazoa; Chordata; Actinopteri; Salmoniformes; Salmonidae
Product: nociceptin receptor-like
Exons: 3
Coding region: 278-1150 (290 amino acids)
Biological process (GO): sensory perception of pain; neuropeptide signaling pathway
Cellular component (GO): membrane; neuron projection
Molecular function (GO): nociceptin receptor activity; neuropeptide binding
Source: RefSeq, a predicted model, not a curated record